UUUGUAUUGUUUCGGGCAGUUCACAUUGUUCAUUGUAACAACCGCGAGUCCUCAAGCAAUAAAUGACUGCGUUCGUAGACACCAACCGUCAGCUGUCUCUCUGCAAAAAAUAAAAGAAGCAAAAAAUAAAAAAGGUCUAACUAUACAAGAGUGGAUGAGAAUUGCAAGAAACAGAGUGAAAGAUGGACUACGACGAAGAAGAAUACGAUCAGUACCAACAGUACGAGGAUGAGCUCUACAGGGAUGCCAGCGAACAAAGUACGUCCGACAACGAGGUGGAUAGUGAGUUGGAAGAUAACAUGUUAGCGCACAUUCACUACUCGUCGAAUCUGUACAAGAAAGUUGGCUCAAGCUCCACCACUAACAUAGGGAGUCUCGCUGCAUCACCGACUGCGGCAGAAGACUAUUUCAGGGCUGUCAAUCAGGGAACGGAGUUGGACUCGGACAAUGAUGAAGACAUCCAAAGUACCUCACGCAAAAGAGGAAAAUUUUCAGAGACAGGAAAUAAACAGCUAUCGGAGGAUUUAAAAGAAGAUGCUGAUGCUGAGGACGAUAGUAAUUCGGAAGAGGAGUCUCGUUAUAAUCUAGAGAAGAAGAAAGUAAAUGCGGUUACGUGGGAUCAACAUGUAGAGCCUCAAAGUGACAGUCAAAAAACGAACGAAACGACGAGGCCUGAAGGAGAUGAUUUACGCGACGAAGAGGAUAUAUCUGGAUCUGGAAGCGAAGUCAGUGACAAAGAACCACCAAGUUCUAAUAUGGAAAUAGAUAGGGAGGAAGAGAAAGAAGGAGAGGAAAAAGAGGAGACAUACGAUCAACAUAUCCUGGAUCUGGGUAGACCUGUAGUAGAACUAAGAGGCGCAUCAAAUAAUUAUGAUGUAGACUCGGAGCUUGCUCACUUAGAAGACGAAGAAUUCAAGGGACGUAGCCGCUACUACAUGGAGUUUAAAGGUCAACCGAAAGAACAGCUAUGUCAUCGAUGUGGACGUGGAGGACAUAUUGCUCGUGAUUGUCAGGCCCUUGUUUGCAAUAUUUGUGGUACCAAGGAUGACCACACAUCACAGGACUGCCCAACACAAGUUUGUUUCAACUGUCGGAGAAAAGGCCACAUUUCCGAUAGUUGUCCAUACCCCAGAGGAUACGCCGCAUACACAUCUUGUAACAAGUGCUAUGCAAGGAACCAUGCUACAGAGGAUUGCCCCACUGUGUGGCGGGAGUACAUCGUUGUCUCGAAAGAACCGUUACAGAAGGUUGUAAAAUAUUGCUACAAUUGCUCCGCAUCUGGACAUUUUGGCGAUGAUUGUUCUCGACCUAGGCCAUCCUAUGCUCGAUCAAGUACUUCUGCUUUCUUUAGCAACUCAGAGUCAACCUCGUUUGCAACAUUUAGACUUUCCGCAAAUACAACAUUAAAACCGAGCACAGCACAACAUCGAGUGGCUACGGGUUCAUCUGCAAAAACUAGCCAUAACAACUUAGCCUCUUCAAGGCAUGAUACAUCCCGUCAUUCAGAUCACAAUCGCCACAAGUCAUCGUCGUCCUCCUCUUCGCAUCGUGAACGCAGGAGCUCAGGUCACUAUCAUGACGAUUAUCGCGAUGGUCGUCGUAGUGGUGCUUCCCACUCUUCAUCCAAAAGCGAUCAUCGUCAUUCGCGUCGGGACCGAGACCGAGACCGAGACCGAGACCGAGACCGAGACCGAGACCGCAACCGUGACCGUGGCCGAGAUAGAGAUCGGGAUCGAGAUCAAUGGAAUUACCACGACCGAGAUCUUGAUCACACAGCUUAUGAAAAUGACGAAAAAGCGGGUGAAGACAGCAAUAGGAGCAAUAGUCGCAGAAAUCACAAAAAAUCAAAAAGGCAUAAUAGGAAUGAGAGUAGUCAAAGUCAGACAGACUAUCAUGAUGGAUCAGACAAUAUCCGGAUGGACAUGAUGGAGCCCACAACAGCGACCGGUGUAACUAUAUCAAAUGAAAGUAUAUCAUCUUCAAGCGCCUCUCAGCCGCCCUCAAGGUCCUCAAGCAUUAGCUCACAACGUAACAGUGGCGGCAAGUUACAUCACUCUUUACCUGACAAUCCUAAACAUCGCAGUAAUAACAACAAUAAUGGCCGAAUACAAGGAAGUAAGGGGGAUGGUAACAAAAACAACAACAACAGCGACGCCAGCGGUGGCGGCGGUAAUAAUGCCAAUGGUGGCGCAAUUUCCAGUCGACAAUCGUUCGCUGAGCAAAACGCUUUUCCACGAGGCACUAGUUAUGGUUCCAAUCCUUCCAGUCCUGCCUUUGGUGGCAGUGGUUUGAUUGGUGUUCCACCCUCUCGUUCAAGCCCUUCUACUCCCGGUCCUCCUCGCCCAAUGUAUACAGGAGGGUAUUCGCGAAGACGAUAA
This is a messenger RNA of Lobosporangium transversale, 2378 nucleotides long. RefSeq lists its product as hypothetical. The record is from RefSeq and is a predicted model, not a curated record. Gene Ontology annotation, molecular function: nucleic acid binding; zinc ion binding. The transcript is spliced from 8 exons. NCBI's taxonomy places the organism in Eukaryota, Fungi, Mortierellomycota, Mortierellomycetes, Mortierellales, Mortierellaceae. The coding region runs from base 183 to 2378 and encodes 731 amino acids.